This is a messenger RNA of Peronospora belbahrii, 2325 nucleotides long. NCBI's taxonomy places the organism in Eukaryota, Oomycota, Peronosporomycetes, Peronosporales, Peronosporaceae. The record is from the annotation of a GenBank genome assembly.
AUGGCUGGAAGUGAGACGUUCUUGCCUUCGACGAUGCCCAUGGCAGUGACACCAACGGAAGAAGAGAUUACAAGUAUGCAUCGAUUCAUUGAAAAUGCAUUAGCGUUACUUGUUAAGGGGAAUGCCAAGAGCUAUCAGUAUUUAAUUCAGCAGUUGACGCUAUUACCGGCACCAGUUGCUACACGUCGUAAGAUUUUUCGUGCUUUACCACGCUGUAUCUCUACCAUAUCACGAGAACCAAGGGCGUAUGAAGCAUUACUGGAUAUUCUGUUUAAAUUUAAUCUACUGGCUACGGAUGAUCCAGACGAAAUGGAAGACUAUUUGAGCUUUAUUGUUCACUUGGUGUCUUCUAAUACCGUCUACGUUGUACCAACUCUACACAUGCUUGUACGCAACAUGCGUCGUCCACAGGAUAAGGAACUAUUAUCCUUUGAGUUGCGAGCUCUUGCAGCGACAGAGCAGAAGAAACAACAACAAGAGGUCAAGAAAGCUGCAGUCAACCUGGCUACGACAGAAGGCGGCUCUUUUAAUAGUGUUGUGUUGAUGUCUGCUGUUGAGACGGGACAGGAAAGACAAACUGGGGCAAGUCUGGACGUUCGUAUCCAGGCGCGAUUUGAAAUAGCACAUCGCACACUCGAGCGUGUACUUACGUUGGUGCCUACUGCAACAAAUGUGCUGUUUCCUGUCUUGUGUGAACACUUUCCUCACAAACGAAUGGACGCAAUCACUCAGGUGGGAUAUCUACGGAAUAUCUUGCACGUGACGAGUUAUGUUGGAGGACUUCGUGAGCGUGUGCUCGGGCUAGUGGUCGACCAGUUAGUGGCGAUUGAUGUGGAGAUUAAAUUGGACGAGAGUGAAGAAGACGUCUUCACAAUGGACGAUUUUCUGAAUGAUGAUUUGCUGCCACCUGAUGAUGCCUCGUGUCAAGUGGACGAAAUGGCAGAAAAGCUUGAUCAAAUGAUGCUUGUGAUGUUUGAGCACAUUGAGCAGUCUGCUGCAUUGAAUCCAAUCACGUCCUCUAAGAUGGCAGCAACUACUAAAGAUAGCUACAGUGGGAAGAAUGUGGACGUGCGCCAAGCCGCACUUGUUUUCAAGGAUCUACUUAAAGUGUUUGAGCAUUCUAUCCUUAACACUCAUCGGUCUAAGUACCCGCAAUUUUUGCUAUUUUACGUGUGCUGCUUGGAUUCCCAGUUUCAGGACGUUUUCAUUUCUCAACUGUUGGCCUCGUCACUAGACCCACAGACACCACCGACCACACGUCAGAGCUGUGGCGCCUACUUGGCUAGUUUUCUCGCUCGCGCCAAGUACAUUUCUGUUGCGUAUCUUCAGAAGGCUCUGUAUCACCUGCUGAAGUGGCUGCAUGACCAGAUGGACAUCUACGAUGCAGUGCAUCAGGAACAGCAAGAACAAGAGAACGGUAGGGUUGGCGAAACCGCUGCUGAAAGAGAAGAGCGGCUGCUGGAGGGGGCUGCAAGUUUGGAGAACACAAAAGGACGCAGCUUUCAGGAGAGUAUAUACAUUUCCUCUCUGCAGACUGUGUGCUACAUGAUGUGCUUCCGAGGAUUGGAGAUUGCCACCAGCGACGAUGGUGCUGGCUACGAAUUUUUGCGUAGCCUUGGCUGGGAGCGACUUAUUGUCACUAGUAGCGGCUACUGUCCACUGGCAUAUUGCCAGCAAACGGUGGCCACCGAGUUCUUGAAUCUGUCUCUGCGUCUAGUACUAAAACGGCUAAGUCAAUGGAACGCUCAAAAAAAGCCUACAGCGGGAUCGGCUUCUUCUUCCACUUUGCUUAGUCAACGGCAACCUCUUGAGACUUUCUUUCCAUUCGAUCCAUAUCUUUUGCGCCGAUCUUUUCGAUAUGUUGGGCCUUUGUACUUAUAUUGGAAACACGCUGACCCGACAUCGAGUGAAAACUGCGAAUUGUUGGAGUCUGUAAAGGCCACUGUUCGGCAAAUGCACGAGGACGCAGAAGAAGAAGAAGAAAAAGACAGUGAAGAAGAUGAGGAUCUGGUACAAGAGGACGCUAACAUGGCUGGAAGCGUGACAAAUCAAACAUGUUCCGUAAACUCUUCUUAUUACGCUGAUGGCUACAUGGACAAUCUCAGUCGGUCUUGCAACAUGUCGGCAAGUUCGUCGUACGACGGUGAAGGCUUUGGCGAUGAAGGCCGCACAUCAGUAAAACGCAUGCUGCCUUCACGUACCAUGUUUAAACCGUCUCCAGCUCUUUCGGUAAGCUCUCCUCCAUCAAGAUUACCACCGUUAGGUGCCGCUGACGCUUUCACACUUAGCGGCUUUGACGAGGACGACGAAGACCACGGAUUCUAA